AACGCGGAUGCAGCUAUACAAACCGGGAAAAUGCGUAAUAUGAGUUAAAGAAGCACAGUUUAUGAUUCCAGUAUUGUCAGAUUUUAUUGCUGAUUUGAAAUAUGUUCUUUUACCAUAAUCUUGACCAACCGUUUUUGAGAUUUUGGUCUUUCUCCAUUCAAGUAGAUAGGAGCUGCACUUGCAUGGCUGGAAAUAGUUUUCCGGGAGCGUUUCAAAGAUGGCCGACAGUGGACUGACUUGCUGGAGCUACUUUGUUUUUAAAACGACUACACGGUUGGUUGCAAAGACUGGUUGCCUUCAACGUUUUCUUUCAAACCUCUUCUGCCGUUAAACUUUGUUAUUUUUUAACCACCUUCGCUGACUAGGCUAACUUACUGACUAGAUUCUCAUAAUAAUUACUUAUUUUAGUAGGUACAUUUUUUUGUAAAACAAUGAGCCGUCUUAUUAAAGUUCAGGAGAUCAAAUCCUCUGAUACAGGCCAACAUGAGGAGGAAAAGCCUCAACAGAGAGCACAGAUUGUUCGAAAUAAAGUCAACACGUUUAAUGAGCAACCGCAAGAGGAGCCUAAAAGCAAUCCAAAGUUUUGCAUAAAGGAUGUGAUUGAUCCGGAACGAUACAGACGUCUCAGGAAGGAAGAUAAUCACUUGGUGAGGUUUGAAAUAAAUCCACAGAGACCAGACAUCAUUACCACAGAAAAACGCAGACUAAACCGCGUGCUGAACCGCCAUGCCAAAUUCCCUCCCUUGAAAAUGUUUGCACACUGGAUCUUAGAGAGUGAUCUGUUUCAAAAUAUGAUUGUUUUUCUCAUCGUUUUGAACGUUGUUGUACUGGGGAUAGAAGCAGAGUUUCAUGACAAUUUAGACCCGAGCUUAGAAACUCUUCAUACAGUUCUUCAAGCAAUGAACUGGGGUAUACUGGAAGUUUUCUUUUUGGAAAUCCUAUUAAAAUGGCUCGAUGAUUUCUGGCUAUUUUGGGAAAGUAAAUGGAACAUCUUUGACUUUGCUGUAACUGUACUGCCUGUUCUCCCUGAGUUUCUCCCAGAGUCCUCCGAAGAUGCAAUCAUAUCUCAAAAUUUGUUAAAACUACUGAUUCAGUUUCGCAUCCUCCGUUGUUUGAAGAUCAUUUUCAAAUUCCGAGAGAUGCGUCUUAUUUUGCUGGCGAUCUUCAGUGCAUGUAAGGCCACGAUUUGCGUAAUUCCGCACCUGUUGAUAAUCUUUUACAUUUUUGCUGCAUUUGGAGUCCACUUGUUCAGAGAUUACACCACAUCCAACAUUCAAGGUCUUCACUACAAAGAAGAUUUCAAAGAUCUCCCAAGUUCCUUCAUCACACUCUUCACCAUUUUUACCAUGGAUCACUGGCGUAAAUUACUGGAAGACACUCGCAGAGUUCCAGAGCUGAACCAUCCCGUCUGUGAAUUUUUUAUUAUUUUCUGGCUUCUGUUAGCAGCCAUCAUGUCCAGCAAUACUUUUGUGGGUAUUGUGGUGAAUUCCUUCCAGGUUAUGCGAAAUAACCUCUCCCAAGAGUUGCAUCAAUUGGAAAUCCAGCGCAAGGCAGAAUUUUUCAAAACAUAUGCAAUGAGCAGGAAAAUGAGCCAAUCAAAGGUGUUAAAGGAUCCUCAACAUGACAAAGAUAUUGAAGGACCCUCAACUGUCCAUGAGCCUGAAACAAUUAGCUCAGAUUACAUGCAAAAUAUGAAUGAGGAGCUACAUUGGGAUCAGGGUGUGGAUGAGUUUAUUCUGGCGAUUGAGUACCUGGAGGACUAUGAGACAGUUUACUGGCCUGAAGAAUGCCGCCUCAAAUGCUUGGAGCUGCAAGAAAAGCUCCAGCUCAAACUAGAGGAAAGGCUCCAGCUCCAAAAUAGAGCAGUUCAGUCUUUACUUAACCUGCAUGACUUCUAAGAAAGGAGGAAAACUAAGAAGAAAAUGGCAACCAUGAACCAGUUUUGAGGAAAUAAAUCUGCAAACCUACACUGAGAAGUUUGUUCCCCAUCAUUAACACUAGAGGGGGCACUUAAACAGUGAAAGAUGCUUUCUUUUUGCACUCUGCUCAUCACUCCCAUUAGCACUGAAAAAGUAGUGUAUAGUUUAGAACUGUCUACAAUGCUCUUGAUUAUCCACAAAUAAAAUGACAAUGAGCUUCUCUUUUUCUGAGGAAAUUUUCACUUUAAACUCAAAAAGAGAGACAUCUUUAUGAGAUCUUGUUAUGAGAGCUGCUUGUAGGCAAUUGACAAUUUUCCUGCCCUAGUUUAACAUUAAAUAUUUUACUGGUAGGUAAAACUGAAUAUAAUUUAAGCACAGCUUUACUUUUGUUCACUCUCAAUACUUACUCAAUAACAGUGGUAAAUCCUAAUAAAGCAGUUUGUUAAUUAAAUUGUUAUUAAUUAUUAAGAGUUCAUUAUUUUACACCUGUCUAAAUUCAGUAAGCUGUAUCUAUCCAUCCACCCAUCCAUCCUCGGAUAAUGCCCAAUUAGGACAGACAACUUUGAGCAUUAUACUCUCAAAUGUCACCUUGGAUGAGACUCAUGCUGAGUCCGCUGAGAACGAUGUGACAUUAAUACUUGCAUAUGAAGAACUUGUGCUAAUUAACCUGUACAACACCAAUCUAAACAUUAAUUAUUUUAGUGGGCCAUGGAGUUUUGGCUUUUGUGUGCAACCACAGUUAAAUUCCCAAUAAAACACUCUCUUGAGACAGCAGCAUUGAAGGUCCACCUAUAAUCAAUUUAUAUCGUCACCAUCUUCAACAAAAACACCUUUUAAAUUCUCUGACACCUGAGGCAAUCUUGACAAUGGUUAUAUUAGUAUUACUGCAACACAAUCAAGUAAGUUACAAUGUGACAAAUUAAUAGCGCCACAUUAACACAAUCUUGAAGUACGAUACAUUCACUCCUGUUUUUACACUGGAGAGCAGUAUGACUGAUGUAACAUACAUGUAUGGAUUAGCAUUAGUAGAAUAUUGAAGGAGGAAUGACAGACAGGAAGGGAGGAGCCUGGAGAAAGGAAGACCAAAGAAGGCAUGGGGUUACUACCAGUCUAUUUAACCUGGCUUAUGGGGGCAGGGAUUUUGAUGUCUUGGCCUUU
This is a messenger RNA of Xyrauchen texanus (razorback sucker), 3077 nucleotides long. Its product is annotated as cation channel sperm-associated protein 2-like. Lineage: Eukaryota; Metazoa; Chordata; Actinopteri; Cypriniformes; Catostomidae. Gene Ontology annotation, molecular function: calcium-activated cation channel activity. The transcript has 10 exons. Bases 432 to 1898 code for a protein of 488 amino acids. Gene Ontology annotation, biological process: monoatomic ion transport; fertilization; transmembrane transport. Gene Ontology annotation, cellular component: membrane; CatSper complex. The record is from RefSeq and is a predicted model, not a curated record.